UUUAAUCCUUAUUUAAUGGAAUUAUAACUGAAUGACUGGAUAGGGACAGUUUUGCGCAAAUAGCUAGGAUUUGCGUUUGUGCUGGAUAUACACUUUGGAUAAACGCCAAAUUCACACACUUCACCCCUUGUUGUACCAUAUUUUAAAAAGAUUUGCCGAGUGUGUUAUUCUACACGAUGGCAACGAUACACACACCUGGUUUUAACUCGCCUAUAAUACGAACAGUUAACUCUCCAGUGGCGAAUGGAUCACAAACACCCAUAACCCACUUUGAUGUUCAUUCUCCGGUAGCACAAUCGCCCACUUCGUACUCUUUGGCUGGAGCCAUUGAGGUGAAUAAGCCUGCAGGCGUUCAAAACAUGGCUGGUUUAAACACGGUAGACUAUACUUCUGGUGCUCUAUCGGAUUUUCAACAAACCAGGGAGAUUCCUACAGUAUACCUUCCUCCAAUACAAUAUAGGUAUGACCCAGCAACAGGGAAAUUGAUACAGGUUGGUGAUAACCAGGCUGGUGUUGCUACUGCUCCUCCUCCAAGCAUUCCCGGGCAGUAUGUAUCGGGACUUGCGGCUCAAUACGGACAAACUGUUCAGCCUCAGUUUGUGCCUUCUAAUGCACAGAAUGUUGAAACAAAGUAUUCGACUACACAGAUGCCUCAAGUGCAAUAUAGACCUGCCUCAGUACAAUACGGAGCUGCACCUCAGACACGCUAUGUAGCCACAACAGUGCAAACGGAACAACCACAACCCAUACCAAAUUUGGGUCAAACAGAUUUUAGUCAUAUAUCGCAAAUACCUACAGUAUAUGAAACAUUUAAUGCUGGUGGAUAUAACGGAGCCCCUCAAGCUAAUGUACCAUUUAGCCAGUUAUCGGCUAGACACACUCAACCAGUCGCUGGUGCUUUUGGCCAGCAGGCAUUUGGAGGAUUCUCUGAUACAACAGAGGCAUCAAGGUUUGCUGGAUCUCCAACCAAUGGGUAUAGAAAUGACCCUGGAGCUCGUUUUGUUCCUGAAGCGCAACAGAAUGAGAGAGCCAGAAGUGCUACUAGUGGAUUUGGAAAUGCUCCUCAUGGAGCUACUGGAAGUGCCCGCGUUGUCAAUUCGGUUGCUUCAAAGGCCUUUUCCAACUUUGAGGAUACAGCAGCCAGAAUAUUUUCUGCCCCUGAUUCUUUUAGUGCUUCAAACAUCAGGGAUGCGGCUUUUGGCAUGUUGCAUCCCAAUUCAUCAAACUUUGCGAGGGCUGCUACGUUUAAACUACAAAGACUGGAAAAUGUUCCAGUGAACCCUCUGAACACUUCAAAGGUUGCAUUUGGUGUUGUAGCAUACUUUGAUGUGAAUACAGAAAACUACAAUGUCUACAAGUCUAAUUUACAUUGGGGACUUCCAUCAAAGAUUUCUGGACUUGUAAAUUGCAAUUUUAUGAGCGAGAUUGUCAAGAUACCCUGGCGUGGCGAAGAAUUUGUGUACCUUAAAAUAUUGGAACAAGUUGGACAGUCUACUUGUGUACUUGGAAGACUGCAGCUAAAGCUUGCAACGUUGGUUUCUGGUCAUCCACUAAGGAUUCCCAUUAUUGGCGAUGAUGGAAACAAUAAGGGGAACGCAAUUUUAGAAUUUUCAGUGGGAUCGAUUAGCGUUUCCGAGAACAGGAGAUUUAAUGAAGAAGCAAACCGUGUAGCGGCCUUUGUGCAAGAGCGUGAAGAAAGAUCAAAGUGCAACAGGAUGCCAGAUUAUGCCACUGCCUUACAAGAGAGGCAACAAUUUGAAGCGGGAAGAUAUGAUGAUCUUGGACAAUCCUCAAGAACACGUCGUGUGGGUCCCAAUUUGCACGAGCACGAGCUCCAAAUUCCAAAGGCCCUUGACCAGCUGGUUCGUUGGUGCUGUGAUAUCACUGAUCGUGAUUUGUACUAG
Theileria equi strain WA is the source of this 1904-nucleotide messenger RNA. RefSeq lists its product as hypothetical. The transcript has a single exon. The record is from RefSeq and is a predicted model, not a curated record. NCBI's taxonomy places the organism in Eukaryota, Apicomplexa, Aconoidasida, Piroplasmida, Theileriidae. The coding region runs from base 177 to 1904 and encodes 575 amino acids.